AUGAGCGUCAACAGCCAGGACGAGUACUUACUCGAGGAUCAUGGAUCUCAAGAAGAGGAAAUCACUUACGGAUCUACGGUCAGAUCUCCCAUGGACCUUAUCAGACCAGAUGAGACGGAGAACCUUAGGCGGAUUGCCACCCAGCAGUCAGAGAAGUCGCGCAGACGGUCAGGGGCAGGCGCUAUAGAGACGCCCGCUAUCGCAGAGGAUGACCCUGCGUUGGAUCCGCGGUCGGUGGAAUUCAAUCUGGAACAGUGGCUCAGAACUGUGGUGGCAGACGCCGAAGGGAAAGGUCUGUCAGCUCCACAGGCCGGAAUUGUCUUCAAACAAUUGAAUGUCUCCGGGUCUGGGGCCGCCCUUCAGCUACAGGACACGGUUGGUUCGACCUUGGCGAUGCCCUUGCGACUUCCGGAACUGCUUCGCCAGAGGCAUUCUCCAUCUCGACUGAUCCUCAAGUCGUUCAAUGGCCUGAUGAAGAGCGGGGAGCUGUUGCUGGUACUUGGGCGUCCAGGGGCGGGUUGCAGCACCUUCCUCAAGACACUCUGCGGCGAGACUCAUGGGCUUGACGUCAAUCCGACGAGUGUUCUACAUUACAACGGCGUUUCUCAAGCACGCAUGAUGAAAGAGUUCAAAGGCGAAGUUGUCUAUAACCAAGAGGUAGAUAAGCACUUUCCCCAUCUCACUGUGGGACAAACACUCGAGUUUGCAGCCGCCGCUCGCACUCCCUCGCACCGGUUCCGCAAUAUGUCCCGGGACGAGUAUGCCAAGUACGCAGCCCAGGUGAUCAUGGCGGUAUUUGGCCUGAGCCACACCUAUAACACGAAAGUUGGAAAUGACUUUGUUCGUGGAGUCUCCGGAGGGGAACGCAAACGAGUCUCGAUAGCGGAAAUGGCUCUCGCUGCGACGCCUCUCGCAGCUUGGGAUAAUUCCACUCGUGGGCUGGACUCGGCCACCGCUCUCAAGUUCAUCGAGUCUCUCCGACUACUGGCCGAUCUGGCAGGAACUGCGCAUGCCGUGGCAAUCUACCAGGCCAGUCAAAGUAUAUAUGACCUCUUUGACAAUGUCACUGUCCUCUAUGAAGGGCGUCAAAUCUUCUUCGGGCAAACGUCUACUGCAAAGGGCUUUUUCGAAGGGCAAGGCUGGGAAUGCCCUUCUCGACAAACGACGGGCGACUUUCUCACCUCAAUCACGAAUCCGCAGGAGCGACGCCCGCGUGCUGGUAUGGAGAAAGUCGUUCCCCAUACACCAGAGGAUUUUGAGAAGUACUGGCUUCAGUCGCCAGAGUAUCAACGUCUACAGGAGCAAAUCGAGGAAUUUGAGACUUUACAUCCCCCAGGCGACGAUGAGACAGCUGCCGCUCACUUUCGAAAGAGGAAGCAGGACGUGCAGUCCAAAAACAGCCGGCCAGGAUCCCCAUACCUGAUCAGCGUACCGAUGCAGAUCAAGCUGAACACGAGACGAGCAUACCAACGGUUGUGGAACGACAUUUCCUCGACCCUAUCAACCAUAAUUGGUAAUAUUGUCAUGGCUCUCAUUAUUGGUUCCGUUUUUUAUGGAUCCACCGACACUACAGCAAGCUUGGCUUCAAAGGGCGCAACGCUGUUCUUCGCAGUCUUACUGAAUGCAUUGACUGCGAUGUCGGAAAUCAACAGUCUGUAUUCCCAACGCCCAAUUGUUGAGAAGCAGGUGUCCUACGCAUUUUACCAUCCUUCAACAGAAGCAAUCGCCGGAGUGAUCAGUGACAUUCCAGUCAAAUUCGUCCUUGCUGUGGUCUUCAAUAUCAUCCUAUACUUCCUAGCGAACCUUCGCAGGGAGCCAUCACAGUUCUUCAUCUACUUCUUGAUCACUUUCAUCAUUAUGUUUGUCAUGAGCGCGGUAUUCCGGACAAUGGCUGCAGUGACAAAAACAGCCUCACAGGCAAUGGGUCUGGCUGGCGUUUUAAUUCUUGCGCUGAUUGUCUACACCGGCUAUGUCCUUCCAGUGCCCUCGAUGCAUCCUUGGUUUGAAUGGAUCCAUUAUAUCAAUCCAAUCUACUACGCCUUUGAGAUCCUGAUUGCAAAUGAGUUUCAUGGCCGUGAUUUCCCGUGCGCCAGCUUCGUGCCCGCUUAUGCAGACCUCUCCGGUGACAGCUUCUCUUGUUCUGCUUCUGGCUCUGUAGCCGGUCAAACUACGGUUAGUGGUGACCGCUAUAUCUUCUACAACUACAAGUAUAGCUACGAUCACGUUUGGCGGAAUUUCGGGAUCUUGAUUGCCUUUCUCAUUGGCUUUAUGACCAUCUACUUUUUGGCUUCAGAGCUAAAUUCGUCCACCACCAGUACCGCUGAGGCCUUGGUCUUCCGGCGUAAUCAUCAGCCCGAGCACGUGCGUGCAGGAAAUGUUAAAUCCACUUCCGAUGAAGAGAAUGGCAUCGAGAUGGGUCCUGUCAAACCUGCGCACGAGACAACCUCGGGUGAACUUGCUCUGCCACCGCAGCAAGAUAUAUUCACGUGGCGUGAUGUUUGCUAUGAUAUCGAGAUCAAAGGGGAACCAAGGCGCCUGCUUGAUCAUGUUUCCGGCUGGGUUAAACCUGGCACUCUAACCGCAUUGAUGGGUGUAAGCGGAGCAGGUAAAACUACCCUGCUUGAUGUCCUGGCGCACCGAACCAGCAUGGGUGUCAUUACCGGGGAUAUGUUUGUCAAUGGGAAACCCUUGGACACAAGCUUCCAGAGAAAGACGGGAUACGUUCAGCAGCAAGAUCUUCAUCUUGAAACUGCUACUGUGCGGGAAUCAUUGCGUUUCAGUGCCCUACUGCGUCAACCACCCACAGUCUCAAUUCAGGAGAAAUAUGACUAUGUUGAAGACGUGAUUCGCAUGCUGAGAAUGGAGGAAUUCGCCGAAGCCAUUGUUGGAGUUCCAGGUGAAGGGUUGAACGUCGAACAACGCAAGCUACUGACCAUCGGCGUGGAACUUGCUGCAAAACCCAAGCUGCUUCUUUUCCUCGACGAGCCGACAAGUGGCCUGGAUUCGCAGAGUUCGUGGGCUAUUUGCUCAUUCCUGCGUAGGUUGGCCGAUAGCGGGCAAGCCAUUCUGUGUACCAUCCACCAGCCAAGCGCCAUUCUCUUCCAGGAGUUCGAUCAGCUACUGUUCCUUGCAAAAGGUGGCAAGACUGUCUAUUUUGGUCCUGUGGGGGACAACUCUCGCACUCUACUCGACUACUUUGAGUCAAACGGGGGACGGAAAUGCGGCGAAUUAGAGAACCCUGCGGAGUACAUGAUCGAAAUCGUCAACGCCAGAACCAACGACAAAGGACAGGAUUGGUUUGAUGUUUGGAAGCAGAGUCCCGAGAGCCGGGCGGUCCAGGAUGAGAUUGACCGCAUCCACGAAGAAAGGAAAUCCACCCAGCAAGAGGACGAUGAUCAGGCGCACACUGAAUUCGCGAUGCCCUUUUGGUUUCAAUUGUACGUCGUUUCGCGCCGUGUCUUCCAGCAGUACUGGCGAAUGCCGGAGUACAUCAGCUCCAAAUGGGGUUUGGCCAUCAUGGCUGGCUUGUUCAUCGGCUUCUCCUUCUUCGAUGCCAAACCAUCGCUAGCGGGCAUGCAGACAGUCGUUUUCUCCUUAUUCAUGGUUUGCUCGAUCUUUGCGUCUCUUGUUCAGCAGAUCAUGCCCCUGUUUGUCACGCAACGAUCAUUAUACGAAGUGCGCGAACGUCCCAGCAAGGCGUACUCAUGGAAGGCCUUCUUGAUUGCCAAUAUCGCGGUGGAGAUGCCAUAUCAGAUCGUGAUGGGAAUCCUCACCUUUGCCUGCUACUAUUUCCCCGUUGUAGGCGCCAAUCAAUCAUCUGAGCGGCAGGGGCUGGUUCUGCUUUACUGCAUACAGUUCUACAUUUACGCCAGCACAUUUGCCCACAUGGUGAUCGCAGCAAUCUCAGAUACGCAGACCGCCAGCCCCAUUGUGGUUCUCCUGUUUUCAAUGUCGCUGACAUUCUGCGGUGUGAUGCAAGCCCCAUCCGCCCUACCGGGUUUCUGGAUCUUUAUGUAUCGCGUCUCGCCCUUUACAUACUGGAUCGGCGGCAUGGCAUCAACGCAGAUACACGACAGGAAGGUUGUCUGCUCGGCCACGGAACUCUCUGUCUUCGACCCCCCAGCAAACCAAACCUGCUACGAGUACAUGGCAGAAUAUAUGGAACUUGCCGGGGGCCAACUGCAGAAUCCCGAUGCGAGGUCAGAUUGCAAGUUCUGCUCCCUGACCGUGGCGGACCAGUUUCUCGCUGCGAGUGAUAUUGAGUGGUCAGAACGCUGGCGCAAUUUCGGUAUAAUCUGGGCCUAUGUCGUUUUCAACAUCUUCAUGGCGACGGUCUUGUACUACCUUUUCCGGGUCAGGAGGUGGGAUCUUGCUAGCAUCAAGGAGAGGUUCGGAAGAAAGUGA
Molecule: messenger RNA, 4404 nt
Organism: Aspergillus thermomutatus
Lineage: Eukaryota; Fungi; Ascomycota; Eurotiomycetes; Eurotiales; Aspergillaceae
Product: putative ABC multidrug transporter
Exons: 6
Coding region: 1-4404 (1467 amino acids)
Biological process (GO): transmembrane transport
Cellular component (GO): membrane
Molecular function (GO): ATP binding; ATP hydrolysis activity; ABC-type transporter activity
Source: RefSeq, a predicted model, not a curated record